AAUUAGAAUUGAUUAAUUAAAAUGACUGCUACACAGUCCUCAGACACAUUGACUCAAGAUGGAGAAACAGAAAAUCCGUUUAGGACAAAAUCAGAAUCAAAACCCAAUGCUAUGUUACCUUCUGUUGGAUCAACAAGCAGCAGUAUCCAUGGCAGUAAAGUCCCUGUAUUUACAGGCGAAAGACUUGAAAUCCGACUCCAUGAAAAAGAUCUGAAAAUUUUAAUGUCUGGUUUUCAUCCUGAUGGCGUCGUUAAAACUGAAGUAUUGGAGAAAAAUGAAUCACUGAAACUUGAUCGUGAUGAGUUCAGCACAAAACUUUCUACUUUGGUAAAUAAAGGCACAAAGGAAGAAUAUGCAGAACUUUUUGAUAGAAUCGACAUCACAAAAUCAGGAAGAGUGACUUGGGAUGCAUUCGUACAAUUUAUGUUAUAUGAAUUUCUUGAGAAAGAUGAAAAAGUCAAAACAACGCAGGUUCCUCAAUGGAAAGAACUCAGAAUUAUUCAAACGCCACACAAAGAUACAAUUGAAAGAAUUCAACACAUGCGUUCUUCGAAUCGUUACUUAUCUAUGAGUCGUGAAGGCUGCAUUUCAUUUUGGGAUCAUCAUCUGAAAUUGCAAAAGAGUUUGAAACUUGCUACAGAAUCCGUGAAACCACGUGAUCUAUGGGUUACUGAUUUUGUUCUGCUACCAAAUUUGAAUAAAAUUGCAGUUUCAUUUACGAGCAAAGAAAUUGCAUUUUAUGACUUAGGCUCAAAAGUUGAAUUCAACUGCCAGUAUAAAUUGAAGGGAUUGCACAGUACACCCUUAUGUAUGGAUUUUUAUGGUAAUCCUGAAGAUCCAAAUGAAGCUAUUUUGGUUUAUGGAGAUGUGGGUGGACAAGUUUCUGCUUUAUGUUUUUCCUCAGCCCAAAUUGCCCUUUUUGACAGACCACAGAGAGAGGCUUCUGACAACAAACAGCAAAACAAUGCUACAGUUUAUGUGAGACUAAAAGAAUUGGUUAGAGAUACAUCUAAGCAUAAAAACUGUAGAUUCGUUCAUCACAUUGGACAUAAAGGUUGGGUAAGGCAAGUGAAAUAUGCAGAACACCUGGAGUGCUUUAUAAGUUGUUCUACUGGAAGAGAAAAAACAAUCAUUCUUGGUUUUAUUGAAAAAGCAAGCACAACAAUGCGUACCACAUCUUUUCGGUUUCAUCAUGGUGUGCAUUGCUUUGAUUAUCACCAGCAAAUGAAUCUUAUUGCGACAGGUAGUGUGAAUAAUCAUGUCUGCUUAUGGAAUCCUUAUGUUAUAUCAAAACCAGUUGGAAUUUUAACUGGUCAUAUGGCAGCUGUUGUACGAGUUACUAUAAAUUUUAACAGACAACAAUUGAUGAGUUUCUCAGUCGACAAGGUGCUUCGUGUUUGGGAUAUUCAACAACAAGUUUGCUUGCAACGUUUGGCUGGAAUUUUCCCAAAAGGUCCAGAAGUUCAAACGAUAUUAUAUUUUGAUGAUAUUAAGAAUCGGUUGUUCGUUACAUUCAAUUAUCAACUGACAAUGCUUGAAAUGAAAAUUGAAAUCCGAGAUAGAGUGAUGACUCAUGAACGUCCAGUCACAGCUGCUAUUUAUAACAAUUUGUAUAAUCAGGUUGUGACCACUUGUCAAGAUGGCACUGUAAAUAUGUGGAUGAUUGAUAAUGGACAAAAAGUCAAACAAUUUACCAAUUGCCAUGGCAACCAUGAAAUUACAGCACUUGCUUUUGAUGACAAUGAAACACGGUUUCUGACCGCAAGUACAGAUGGCACAGUGAAAAUUUGGGAUUUUAAUGGUCAUUGUCAUCAUCUUCUAAUGGCAGGUCGUGAUAAUCCAGCAGAUAUAGCACAGGUUGUUGUGAUGAAAAGAUCAAUAUUGGCGAUAGGGUGGGAUAGGUACAUUACUGCUUUUCGAUCUAUGAACAUGACACAAUAUCAUUUGCAGUCGGUCGACUGGAAAGGAGGCCAAGAGCAUCAGGACGAUAUUCUUUCAGCAGCGUAUUCUUCACCCACUACUCUUGCGACGGGAAGCUAUGAUGGUGAAAUUAUAAUUUGGAAUACUCAAUCCGAGCAUGUAUCAAGAAAACUACAAGCUAGAUGUCGUCAAAGAUGGGCAAAACGUCCUGUGACCGGUGCAGAAAUAGAAGCAAUUUCUCGUCCAACAACAUCUGAGAGUCAAACAAGUGAAUUGGAGUUUAGUUUUGUCAUAUCUUCUCUUGUCUUCUUGAAAACAAGGAUGAAUGGAGGGAACCCUACUGGUACUUGUGCCGACCUCGUUUCAUGUGGUGGAGGAGGCUGGGUUCGAUUUUGGAAUGUUAAUCAAACAAAUUUAAUGUCUGAGUUUGUUGCUCAUUCUCAUGCAGGCAACGCGAUAUGUGCCACAGAUUCAGAAGAUCAUUAUCUCAUAACUGGUGAUAGCGAUGGGGCUAUUAAAGUCUGGUUUAUCAAAAAUUAUUUGAUGAAUGAUUCUGGGCACUUGGUGAGUGAUCCUCCACCUGUACAUGCAUCUUGGCAACCGCAUGCAGAUGCUAUAAAUUGUAUAAACACCUGUAAAAGAAAUGAUCGAUUGUUAGUGAUUACCGCAUCAUCAGACUGCAGUGUAUCACUCAGUGAUAUACAUGGAAAUCACAUAGGUGAAUUUGGGCAAGAUCAACACUGGAGAAUCGAUGUAAUUCCACAAGAAAAAUCUGAGGAUGAGGAAGAGAAUGUCGAUUCUGAUUUGGCAACAGAUAAGGAAGAACAAGUUGGGGAAAAUGAUGUAACCAAUGAACAACCUGAAUUCAUAAUGAGUUUAGAGUCAAAAGAUGAUUUCAUUUACGAUCCAGAAUUUCGUGCAAGCACUUGGGAUUCUACCGUCCUUGGCAAAGCAUAUCAGGAAAGUAGACUGAACAAACGUGAAAGAAAGCAGCCAAGCACAAUUAACGGUUACAAAGAACAUAUUGAAGAAUCUGCAGUUGGCCCCUAUGGCAUUCUUGAUUAUAAUGACCUAGCACCGAUGCCAAGUAUGAAAAAGCCAGAUUUUACUCACCCACAUAAAUAUUUUGGCGAAAAGCAAGUUAAAGGUUCUGGCAAGAAGGAGGAAUUUGAAGAAGCUCCUGUUAUAAAGGAAGCAAGAGGUAUGCUAAAAGCUGCUUUUGAUGAAAGAACUCUUUUUCCUAAAGAGCUUUUAGACUUUGAGGCACAGGUGAGAAAUGAGCAUGCUCAGAAACUGAGAAGUAGUAUGGCGAUCAAGAAGAAACCUGUAAGCAUUUUGAAGUCAUUUGUGUCUAGCAACCUUAUGACAGGUUCUACAAAUAGUCUUGGUGGCUCAAAAAUGGGGAGCAGAAUCGGUUCAUCAAUUCAAGAUAAAAGAAAUGUAGCAAAGCGUAUACCUAGCACAAGCACACUUAAUAUGGGAGUAGAUCCUGGAAAAAUGUCCGGAGCAUCAUUUUCUAAAGUUUCCUAAUUCUAAUUUGUUACUGUUUGUUAUAAAUACCUACAACUGGCUUAUCAUGUUCCCACUGUUUUUGAGUAUGUUUUACUGAAUUUUAUAUCUAAAUCAUUGCACUGUUUUCCAAAUUACUGACAUAUUUUAAUAAAUGAGAUGUUUUUUUACAUUUAUUCAAUCAAAGUUUGAUGGUAACUACAGUUUCCUCAUUUUAUAUUAUUAUUUUGUGCUUCACUUGACAGAGGUCACAUACUAAAUAGAUUUUACUUCUUUCUUUGUUGUUUCAAGGUAAAUAUUUUUUUAUGUUAUGUCACAAUAGAACAAAACUGGUUUUGGAUAUAUUCAAGGAAAUGUUUCACGGCAAUGCUUAAUGUUAUAAUUUUAUGACAAAUUCUUGUAUAUUAUUAUACCAUUAAAACUGAAAUUUAAAAACUACAGUAUUUUGGUGAAUAAAUCAAAUAUUGC
Styela clava is the source of this 3897-nucleotide messenger RNA. RefSeq names its product cilia- and flagella-associated protein 337-like. NCBI's taxonomy places the organism in Eukaryota, Metazoa, Chordata, Ascidiacea, Stolidobranchia, Styelidae. The record is from RefSeq and is a predicted model, not a curated record. Gene Ontology annotation, molecular function: calcium ion binding; protein binding.